ACUGGGGAUGGUACCAAUGAUGCUCCAGCACUUAAAGAAGCAGACAUUGGUUUGUCAAUGGGGAUUCAAGGGACGGAAGUUGCGAAGGAGAGCUCCGAUAUCGUCAUUUUGGAUGACAAUUUCGCUUCUGUGGUCACUGUUCUGAAGUGGGGUAGAUGUGUUUACACUAACAUACAGAAAUUCAUUCAAUUCCAGUUGACAGUAAAUGUUGCUGCUCUGGUGAUCAACUUCGUGGCAGCCAUUUCUACAGGUGAAGUUCCUUUAACGGCUGUUCAGCUUUUGUGGGUGAACUUGAUCAUGGACACAUUGGGUGCACUGGCUCUGGCUACAGAGAAGCCCACCAAAGAGUUGAUGAAGAAGCCACCUGUUGGUCGCACAGAGCCACUGAUUACCAAUAUCAUGUGGAGGAACCUCCUAGCUCAGGCUUUUUACCAGGUUGCAGUACUCUUGAUCCUACAAUUCAAAGGAGAAUCAAUCUUCAGUGUGACUGAAGCAGUGAAUGACACCUUGAUCUUCAACAUUUUUGUGCUCUGCCAAGUUUUCAAUGAAUUCAACGCAAGGAAGCUGGAGAAGAAGAAUGUGUUCAAGGGUAUUCAUAAGAACAAGCUGUUUUUAGGGAUCGUUGGAAUGACCGUUGUUCUUCAAGUGCUGAUGGUUGAGUUUCUAAAGCGGUUUGCAGGUACAGAGAGGUUGAAUUGGGAACAAUGGGGUGCCUGCAUCGCCAUGGUUGCUGUAUCUUGGCCCAUUGGCUGGAUUGUCAAGUGCAUACCGGUGCCAGAGAGACCUGUUUUCAGCUAUCUCAAAUGGAAGAAACGCAUAUAAUGCUUCAAAUUUUUUUUCAUUCUUUAAACAUAUGCUUGCAUAUCCUAUAAUUUGUUUCAGAUUUCUCUGUUGGAGCUAUGGCAUGAAAGUUGAAAAUGCAAUCAAAUGAAAUCUGCUACAUGAUGCUGCACACAUGACUGCACAGUAGCUGACAGCAGCAUGGAGCUUUAGAUGGGUAACAAGAGAUGAUAGAAAAUUUCAUCAUUUUAGUCAAUGGUUUAGGUAGUUAAUAAUUAUUGUAUUAAGUAGAAAAAUAUUAUUAUUUUAUGUGUAACGUCCCUCUAUAAAAAGGAAGGAAGAAAUUGAUGAAAAUUGAGAAAGAGAAAGCAUGGUUUCUCCUCUCCGGUUGGGUGAAUGUCUGCACCCUUUCAUGUUUAUGGCUUUAUGUUUUAUGUUAUGUUGUGUUGUUUUUGCUAUAAAUAGCAGAAUAUCAA
Rubroshorea leprosula is the source of this 1256-nucleotide messenger RNA. The record is from the annotation of a GenBank genome assembly. NCBI's taxonomy places the organism in Eukaryota, Viridiplantae, Streptophyta, Magnoliopsida, Malvales, Dipterocarpaceae.